Ochotona princeps (American pika) is the source of this 997-nucleotide messenger RNA. RefSeq names its product caveolin 1 (gene CAV1). Lineage: Eukaryota; Metazoa; Chordata; Mammalia; Lagomorpha; Ochotonidae. Gene Ontology annotation, biological process: negative regulation of endothelial cell proliferation; caveola assembly; negative regulation of protein tyrosine kinase activity. Bases 129 to 665 code for a protein of 178 amino acids. Gene Ontology annotation, cellular component: perinuclear region of cytoplasm; caveola; Golgi apparatus. Gene Ontology annotation, molecular function: protein kinase binding; molecular adaptor activity; transmembrane transporter binding. The record is from RefSeq and is a predicted model, not a curated record. The transcript has 3 exons.
CCGGCCAGUGCUUUUUUUUUUUUCCUCUCUCUCUUCCCCCGGUACAAUACAAGAUCUUCCUUCCUCAGUUCCCUUAAAUCACAGUCCAGGGAAACCUCCUCAGAGGCUCCGCACAGUCACGCGCCAGCAUGUCUGGGGGCAAAUACGUAGACUCCGAGGGACAUCUCUACACGGUUCCCAUCCGGGAACAGGGCAACAUCUACAAGCCCAACAAUAAGGCCAUGGCCGACGAGGUGAACGAGAAGCAAGUGUAUGACGCGCACACCAAGGAGAUCGAUCUGGUCAACCGCGACCCUAAGCAUCUCAACGACGACGUAGUCAAGAUCGACUUUGAAGAUGUGAUCGCAGAACCAGAAGGAACACACAGUUUCGACGGCGUCUGGAAGGCCAGCUUCACCACCUUCACUGUGACGAAAUAUUGGUUUUACCGUCUGCUGUCUACCCUCUUUGGCAUUCCGAUGGCGCUCAUCUGGGGCAUUUACUUUGCCAUUCUCUCUUUCCUACACAUCUGGGCAGUUGUGCCCUGCAUUAAGAGCUUCCUGAUUGAGAUUCAGUGUAUCAGCCGAGUCUAUUCCAUCUACGUCCACACCUUCUGUGAUCCGCUCUUUGAAGCUAUUGGCAAAAUAUUCAGCAAUGUCCGCAUCAGCACACAGAAAGAAAUAUAAAUGACGAUUCAAGGGUAGAAAGAGUCCUGAUUCUCUUGUUUUCCUUUUAAUUUUCCUGGUGCCAAUUCCAAGUUUCAAGUUGCUAAUGCAGCAACAGUUUAUAAAUGAUGUAUCUUGGUUCAGAACAAAGAAAUCACUUUUCAGUUUUCAUAGCCAUUAUUUGUCUCUUCCGAGUUAUUUCGUUUAUUUUUGGCAGGUUGCAUGUCUUAAAGCCAAGCCAACUUUUUUUUUCUUUUCCUUACCUUUUGAUUUGUAUGGAGAUUACUGUUUUGUUGGCUGGAAUAUGAGCAUAUUGUUGAAAGAUAAUUUGAAAGAGAUAAUGAAGAACUGAG